UAAAACCCUGGUCUGCCUUCUGAGUCAUCUUCUCCACUCUAAUAAAGAGGGCUAGCACCGCAAAGGACGCAUACGCCCAAGGGAAAGGAGGCGGUCGGCUUUUGGAAUCACCGGCGAGUCAUGGCUUCAACGGAGGUUGUGGAGGCGGUGCGAUUCGGGUUCAUGACUGAUGAAGAGGUGAGGAGGCACAGUGUUGUUAAGAUCACGAAUCCCAAUUUGCUUGACAUACUGGAGAAGCCAAUUCCCGGUGGACUCUAUGAUCCUGCAAUGGGGCCACUUGAUGAAAAUUCUCCAUGUAAAUCAUGUGGGCAGCGUGCAUACCACUGUCCUGGGCAUUGUGGGCACAUUGAACUUGUUUCUCCGGCCUAUAACCCAUUGCUAUUUAAUACGUUGAAUAAUCUUUUGAACAAGACAUGUUUCUAUUGCUUUCAAUUUCGAACAAGCAGACGAGAGGUGGAGAAUUGUGUUUCUCAAUUGGAACUGAUUGUAAAGGGUGACAUUGUUGGUGCAAAAAGGUUGAGUAUGCGACAAAACUUACAAGACAAGAAAAAUAUGGACUGGGUCUUAUCAGAUGAUAUAGUUGAUCCGGAGGAUAGUCAAGGGAGCCAUACAUCACAUUCUUCAGGAAUAUCUGGUGAUCAGAAUCACUAUGAGCAAAAUAGUCAGGCAUGCUGGGAUUCUUCUCAGCUCACUGAAGCUAUGUCUGUUCUUAAUGAGUUUUUGAAGAAAAAAGGAAGGAAGUGCAAGAACUGUGAAUGCAACAACCCAAAGCUCAAUAAACCAACUUUUGGAUGGUUUCAUGUGAGUGGCCUAUCUGAUACUCAGCUCCGAUCAAAUGCCAUCCGAAGAAGCAGGUUGGAUGUGGCACACAGUGGGGGAGGUGAGGAGAGGCCUUCAUCUGAGGUGGUAAACGCUAGUGACUAUUCGUGGAAGGAUGAUUCUGAGACGGCUGAAGCAAAUUCCUUUAUUGCCGCCUCUGAUACCCCUAAAAAGUCCAGCAAGAAAGGUGUAAAUCAAGCAAGAAAUCAGGGUCUGGAGGAGACAAAUAAUUAUUUUUCAGGACCUCUUUUACCGUCAGAGGUUAGGGAUAUUCUGAGGCGUUUGUGGGAGAAUGAAGCUCCUCUUUGCUCAUACAUGUGUGAUAUUCAGCAGCAGCAAUGUAAACUUUCUGGAAAUGUAGCUGGCUACUCUAUGUUUUUCUUGGAGUCUAUUCUUGUACCCCCAAUAAAAUUCCGGCCUCCAGCCAAAGGCGGUGAUUCUGUGAUGGAACAUCCUCAAACGGUUCUAUUGGGGAAAGUGCUGCAGUCAAAUAUUGCUUUAGGAAAUGCUCAUGUUAACAAUGCUGAGCGUUCAAAGAUUAUCAAUCGCUGGAUGGAUCUUCAACUAUCCAUCAAUGUCUUAUUCGAUAGCAAAACUGCAAAUAGCCAAGCUCAAAAAGAUGGUACUUCUGGAAUUUGUCAGUUCCUUGAAAAGAAAGAGGGUAUUUUCCGUCAGAAAAUGAUGGGCAAAAGGGUUAAUUUUGCCUGCCGGUCUGUUAUAUCUCCGGACCCUUACUUGGCAGUCAAUGAAAUUGGAAUUCCUCCUUACUUUGCUUUAAGAUUAACCUAUCCAGAGAGGGUUACUCCUUGGAAUGCUGGAAAAUUAAGAGGUGCUGUAAUUAAUGGACCAGAAAUCCAUCCUGGAGCUACAACUUACGUUGAUAGUGUAUCAACUGUGAAAUUGCCAUCAAGCAAAAAGAUGCGUGUUGCAAUAUCUAGAAAAUUGCCUUCUUCGAGAGGGUUAGUUUCACAAUCAGGGAAGAUCAAUGAGCUUGAGUUCGAAGGGAAGUUUGUGUAUCGCCAUCUGCAGGAUGGGGACAUUGUGCUUGUAAAUCGGCAGCCUACACUGCACAAGCCGAGCAUAAUGGCUCAUGUUGUUCGUGUAUUAAAAGGAGAAAAAACGCUUCGCAUGCAUUAUGCCAAUUGCAGCUCCUAUAAUGCUGACUUUGAUGGUGAUGAGAUUAAUGUGCAUUUUCCUCAAGAUGAGAUUUCUCGUGCGGAAGCAUACAACAUUGUAAAUGCUAAUGAGCAGUAUAUUGUUCCAACUAAGGGUGAUACUGUGAGAGGCUUGAUUCAGGAUCACAUUGUAGGUGCCGUGCUCCUUACAUUGAAGAAUACCUUUCUAACUCGUAGCGAAUUCAGUCAGCUGCUUUAUGGAUCCGGCGUGUUUGCAGGUGGGCCUGGUUCACUUGCAGGCAAGCAGUCCAGAAAGGUUUCUUUAGUAGAUUCUGAAGGUCUCGUGGAGUCUGUCCUGCCUUCAAUAUGGAAACCAGAGCCUCUUUGGACUGGAAAACAGGUUAUUACAGCAUUAUUGAACCAUAUUACCCGAGGUUGUGCACCUUGUACUGUUAAAAACCAGGGGAAAGUUCCAAAGAAUUAUUUCACUGGUAGCAGUUACAAAAAUGGAGAGGAGGAUGAAGACCAGAAUGCUGAGCAUAACUUGUUAAUUUGGAAGAAUGAGCUUGUGCGUGGUGUUAUUGACAAGGCUCAGUUUGGAAAAUUUGGGUUGGUGCAUACAAUACAAGAGCUUUAUGGAUCUAACAGUGCAGGCAUUUUGCUUUCUGCACUCAGCCGUCUAUUUACAAUUUUUUUGCAGAUUCAUGGAUUCACGUGUGGGGUAGACGACCUUAUUAUAUUACCUCAUUACGAUGUCCAAAGGAAGGAGAAACUUGAGGGUGAAGAUGUUGGUGAAGAGGUUCACUGUGAUUUUGUUAAGUUCAAACCUGGGCAAAUUGGCCAUGAAGAGUUGCAGUUGGAAAUUGAGAAAGUCAUAUGCAGAGACCGAGAAUCUGCAACGGGAGCUUUGGACAUGAAAAUGAAAAAUAAAUUGACAAAUAGGUUAACUAGAGAAGGUUCUCAGAUCCUCAAACAUUUACUGACUGCAGGAUUAUUGAAACCUUUCCCGAAGAACUGCAUCUCAGUCAUGACAACCACGGGUGCAAAGGGUAGCACGGUGAACUUCCAACAAAUCUCUGCCUAUCUUGGGCAACAAGAGUUGGAAGGAAAAAGAGUACCACGAAUGGUUUCUGGGAAGACUUUGCCCUGCUUUCCACCCUGGGAUUUCACGGCUAGAGCAGGAGGCUUUAUUACUGAUCGUUUUCUGACAGGUCUUCGACCUCAGGAGUACUAUUUCCAUUGCAUGGCUGGUCGUGAAGGGUUAGUUGACACUGCAGUAAAAACAUCUCGCAGUGGAUAUUUACAACGUUGUCUAAUAAAAAAUCUUGAGAGCCUAAAAGUUUGUUAUGAUUAUACUGUUCGUGAUGCUGAUGGUUCCAUCAUCCAAUUUUACUAUGGAGAAGAUGGUGUUGAUGUGCACCAGACAAGCUUUCUCAAAAAUUUCAAGGCCCUAGAAGAUAAUCAAGAAACUAUUCUCCAAAAAUAUCGAAAUAGGCGUCAAUUUGAUAGCUACAUCCAAAAAUUGCCUGAGGGGCUUGAAGAAGAAGCAAGGCGCUUUAUUCAAGAGGCAGGAGACCUUUCAUCGGAAAACCAGAAAGCAAGUGGAAUCAAGCACCUAAAUAAAAGCCGCAAGGCGAGAAAGAAGGUAACUGGAAAGGUUCAAGACAAGUUUAUAGAGUUGGUGAAGCAAAAAUAUCUAUCCAGUCUUGCACAAUCAGGAGAACCGGUUGGUGUCAUUGCUGCUCAGUCCAUAGGUGAACCAUCAACUCAAAUGACACUCAACACAUUUCAUCUGGCUGGCCGUGGGGAAAUGAAUGUUACACUAGGGAUUCCACGUCUCCAGGAGAUUUUGAUGACUGCAUCUGAUGUUAUUAAGACUCCCAUCUUGACGUGCCCAUUCUUGCAAUGGAGAUCCAAGCAUGAUGUCGUGUCUUUAGUUUCAAACGUGAAGAAGGUAACUGUAGCAGAUUUGAUAGAGAGUAUGGAAGUUCAACUCUCAAUACAUCAAGCUAGAAUUUAUAAGCUGAAAAUGAAAUUAAAAGAUACCGAGUUUGUGUCAUUAAGAGACAUACAGGAAACCCUCAAAACUGUGUUUCUAAGGGAGUUAGAGGAUGCAAUAGAAAAUCAUGUCAUCUUUCUUUCCAGAGUUAGUGGCAUUAAAAAUUUCAUGUCUAGUUCAAGAUCAGAAGAAUCAAAUGAAGCGUAUGAGGAUGAUUCUGGUCCAAGAGCACAAGAAGAAAUUGAUGAUGAUGAUGCUGAUGAUGAUUAUGACAAGGGAGAUGAUCUUGGUUCAGAUGUACAAAAGAGAAAGCAACAAGCUUCAGAUGAGAUGGAUUAUGAGGAUGAAUCUGAUGUUGACCCUGGUGAAGACGAGGGGUUGGGAAAAGGAAAAAGUGAUGGAGACCAUCUUGAGGAUAUUGACACCAGAAAGGAUGAGGAAACUGAUGACUUUGAUGACAAGGAUGAUGCUUCUAAUGUACAAAAUGUGGAUGAAGUUAUGGCAGAAGCUAAAUCAAGUGGCAAGAAGGACAGAGCAAUAUCAAAAGGAAUUGAUAAGUCAAUAGAAGAAUUAUUAUCUGACAAAAAAAUACGUCGGGCUAUCUACAUGGAAGUUAAAGGAUUGUCGUUUGAAGUCCACUUCACAUUUACAUCAGAACCUCAUGUAUUGCUAGCUCAGAUUGCCCAGAAAACUGCAAAGAAGGUAUUCAUCAAGAGGACUGGCAAGAUUAGUCAAUGUAAAGUAGUACAGUAUGAUCCAGAUGAAAAAACUGUAAUUUGGGACAAUAAGAAAAAACCAAAGAAGGGAGAUGCGGAAAAACAACAGGCUGAUGGAGAGGACAGUGCUUAUUGGGCAGUGAAGGCAUCUGGAGAGGAUUUUAAGUCAAUCUGGGAGAUGCAAGAUGAUCUUGAUCUAAGUCGUCUGUAUUCUAACAAUAUUCAUGCCAUGUUGAAGACAUAUGGAGUAGAAGCAGCCAGAGCAACACUUAUAAGAGAGGUGACACAAGUUUUCGAUAUUUAUGGAGUUAAGAUCGAUUAUCGACAUUUAAGUCUGAUUGCGGACUAUAUGACACACACCGGUGGAUACCGGCCAAUGAGCAGACAUGGAAGUAUUUCUGAGUCAUUGUCGCCGUUCCUCAAGAUGUCCUUUGAGACAGCUUCUAAGUUUAUAGUUGAAGCCGCGUCUCAUGCUCUAACUGACAACUUGGAGACCCCAUCAUCUAGAAUUUGCCUUGGCUUGCCUGUGAAGAUGGGUACUGGUUGUUUUGACCUGAUGCAGAAGUUGGAUAUUUGAUGUAGAGUAAAUACAAAGUUUUUUUUAUCACCAAUCUCCUUUUGUUGUAGUGUUAAACAAAACAAAAUCCGACAUAUACAGGUGAGGCCAAACUGAUCUCAGAGUUACAUUUGGCCUUUAGAGGGAUGUGGUAAAUGUUGUAUUGAUAGGACUGUAGUUUCGAAAUUCUCGAUUUUUUCACUUAUAAAUCUGGUCUGCCCCAUUUUCAUUGUC
Molecule: messenger RNA, 5439 nt
Organism: Sesamum indicum (sesame)
Lineage: Eukaryota; Viridiplantae; Streptophyta; Magnoliopsida; Lamiales; Pedaliaceae
Gene: NRPA1
Product: nuclear RNA polymerase A1
Biological process (GO): DNA-templated transcription
Cellular component (GO): RNA polymerase I complex
Molecular function (GO): DNA binding
Source: RefSeq, a predicted model, not a curated record